CUCUCUUUUUUUUCUUUCUUUCUUUUAUCUUUGUGUUGCCCAAGAUUGGCUCACUCGUCUACCGAGACGGAUACCUGCUCUCACAGUUCACGACCAAAAACCAAAUCACAAGCAUCAUCAAUCAGGCAGGAUCAGGGGUCAAUACAACACCGCUAGUUGUCCCAUGCCAGGUGCCAUCGACCCCUCUCUAUCUGGUGCUAGUGCUAGACUAAACCCGGGCUGGUUUUGCCGGAUAGCGAGAAUCCCUGCAACCCAAACUGUCAAGUGCUGGGUUUUCGUGGAGACCACACACCUUGUGCCUGAUCCGCCUGUGGACUGGACUGCUUUGGAAUCUUUUCCUCUCCACCUUUUGCACGCCUCACCUACUCGUUCUCCGGGCCUUAUCUCUUUGUGUAUUUUUUUUUUCUUUUGCUUCUCUUAUUUUUGGUCACUUUUUUUUUUCUUUUUCCCCUGCCGCCCAUUUCACGCACCAAAACGUUCAAGUCACUUUUUAGUUUGCCCCUCGUCGCCCCGCUGCCAGUUAGGUCGUCCGGGACUUACGUCUGAUACGGUACAUCUCCUAAUCUGAGAGUAUCUUUGUCAUACCAGGGUUUGCAUGCAAGCCAUCCGGCGGUAACUUCCAGGAUCUUUCAACCUCUUGGGAGUGUUUUCUUGGGUUUUGGUUUAAUUUUUUAUUUCAUUUUUUUGGAGGGUUGCGGGAGCAAACAGGGGAAGAGAAGAAAUCCAUCAUAACACAGAGACAGGGAACACCCAAGGAGCGGAAUCAAGGGAUGGUAAAAAAAAGGUAUUGACCUCCAAAAACACAUGGAAGAAGCCAACGCCCCCUGAAUAUACAACAUACAGAGGACCAAGGGGAAACAGAAAGUCUAUAUUUCAAUAGGACAUCUCGGAGCUUCACCCGGGGGAACAACAAAAUCUUUAGAGGGACGACAGGAAAAGCAAGGACACCACCUUUCCCAACCAGAGCAUAGGCACAUUUUAGCCGCCAAAGAGUCAAGACAAGUGGAUCCCGUCAGUCGACCAACGUACAGCUACGAAGUGCAUCUUCGACUCGUUCACGGAUAGGACCGGAUCGGACCAAAUGUGUUGACAUGGACAACUCGUCGACCCCCCUCGCCGACUACUUCUGGAUCGCCGGGAUUGAGAACAUCUCGUACGGCGAUUCCUCGCUGCCCUCAUCCCCGAAUUUCGACGAGACGAUAAACGAAGACGGCGAGGGCGAGUCGGCCGGCAAUGCCAGCAACGAAAGGGAGGCCCGAUCUACACCUACGGCCUCUGCCAGGCACUCACGCCACAACUCGACCAGUCGCUUGUCUAAAAUCUCACAGGAUGGCACUGUCCACCUGAACUUUAGCCAUCUUGAUGAUGACGGCAACACACGAAGCAACCGAAGCAGCGCUACUAUCCGUCUCGUCCCUCCUGUGAAUUCGUCUGCCAAUCAAAAUGGAAACCCCAACGGCGUGCCCGAGUUUGACUUUGACAAAGCACUGCUCAAGUUUGCCUCGGAGCGGGAGAUCUUUCUUGACGAUCUGUCGUUCAGUGCCGGCGCCAAGUUGCAAUCGCGUCCGCCCAUGGUCAACCCACGAACCGAGAGGAUCAAGGCAGAGGAGGUUGAGAAUGGGAGAAAGAGUCCACUCAAGAGCAUCAAGGGAAGCAUUCGCCGCAAGAUCAGUUUUAGGGACAUGAAUAGCAUGCGGAGGCAGCCGACUGCUCCCAGACCAGCAUCGAACCGCCAACCAGCUGCCUCGAUACGGACCGCGAAGCGACUGAGCAACUACAAUUCGGUCAUCCCCCCUCCGGAACCGCUCAAUACCGACCCGAACAUGCACCCAUUGAAACGACGAUUCGAGCCGACAUUACUCGACAGAUAUCCUCCAAGAGAUGCUUCGGACGAACUGGCACGUAGGGGACGGUUCCCUGACUACGUGCCAAUGUUUGCCUUUCCGAACGAUAUACAAAUCGUAUCAUCGGAUGACAGGCCCCGAUCAACCUGGCACGGCUUCACCAUGACGUCGGAGGACGGUAGCAAAAUCUACGGUGUGGCGGUUACGGUAUGGACCGCUCUCAAAGCCGACGUGGCCGAGGAGAUUGAGCAGAAAUGCGAACAAUGGCGUCAAAGUCACAUGUCGAACGAGGAGCGGGAACUGGCUGCAAGCUUGGGCGUGAGGCUGGCUGCAGAAAGGGCAAACCUUUCACAGCUUCUUGCCCAGCUUCCCCUGGUGACUUCGGGUUCUGUGGCUAGAGAAAAUCUAGAUGACCAGAUCAGCGCGGUCGAGGAGAAGAUUGGGCUGAUGACGGAGAUGCUGAGGCCCCUUCGACAUGGUGCGGCCUCUAAGAUCGACGGUCUCACUGCUGGUGAAAGCGGUCUUUGGUCGCCGAGGGCAUACGGAAUCAUUGGCCGCGAUGCUUCCAAGGUGUCUUUCUGGAAGGAGUGGCUCAGGGCGAUUGUGGUUCCCAUGACGGACGGCGCUGUGCUUCGAGUACCUCCUAGCUCCCCGAGGGUGGGCAGAUGGCAGCCCCUAGAGCGAUAUGUUGUCAACCUCUGCACCGAGGCGUUCAGCCCAAUAAGCUCCAAGACGCAGGUUGAGCUGGGCGUAAGAGAGCUGCGACUAUAUGCCCGCAACGAAGCUGACAAUGAGCUGCCAGGCUCACGAAGCACCGAUUUAUACGCGCUGUUCCGUUGCUUAUCUUUGGAGAACAUUGUGGCACUGUUCGAGUAUGCCAUGUCGGAAUCUCGCAUCAUCUUUGUGUCACAACAUACAGCAAUGCUUCAUCUUGCAUGCCACGCUCUCAUCAGCUUGCUUUACCCAUUGAAAUGGGCUAGUGUCUUUAUUCCAGUGCUACCAGCUCGCCUGCUCCAAGCUCUCGACGCUCCCUGUCCUUACAUAGUCGGCAUCGAGAAACGUUACGAGAAUAUCCAGCUGCCCGACGAUGAUUACGUCCUCGUGGACCUUGACAAGGACACUAUAGAUGCGACUGCUCAGCCGGUGCGUCUGCCUCGUCAACAUCGCCGCAAACUAGUUGCACUAUUACAGGUGGCUGCUGCUCAUCGCUUGAGGUACGGCGUAGAGGCAGGACCUCCCCCAUAUGCCAUCGAAGCUUUCCCAUACGAUGGCUUCUCGGUCGAGAACCAAUCCCUAUUCACCUCGACGCCGCCCAAGUCAAGCUUGGGCCGGUGGGUGUCGCAGAACUCGGCAAGUUUCGGCGAGCCUGACCUAUCCAGUCCGCCACAACCUCCUCUUUUCAACGCUUUCCUUCGCUCCAAACAUGAGCAGGGCCGGUCGGAACGGCCGACCACCUCGAUGUCAACCAAGACCAGCCCACCUGCAUCGUUGUCUCCGAUUUCCAUGAAUUUUCCACCAAUGCCCACGACGCCCGUUUCACGCAGUGACUCGGGCUUUGCAGCCGGGCCGACGACGCUCCGUGAGAAGCGCUCGACCCAUUUUGACGAUCGCUCUAGGCGUAGCUCCUCAUUUGGACUUGACGUCAGGAACGGUGGCGUGCUCCACAAGCCUAGCUUGCCAGUGCUCAACGGAGGCCACAACCCGAGCCUGUCGGUAUCGGCCAUCAGUAUUGACUCGCAAUCCUCUUAUGGUGGCCCUGGUGUUGGGUACGCACCAUCGACGUACGCGCAGAGCACCAUCGCUGCCAGCACGGUCAUGCCUCAGAUGCUGGUGCAACCAGUGACAAGUACCGACACGACGGUGUGGGUUGAGGGUCACUGCUUUAACUGGACACCUAGGGCGUCCACCUCGACUACGUGCGACGUUUGCGAUGAAAGGUGCGAGAGUGAUGACACUUUCAAGUGUGCAGGCUGUGGGUGCGUUUCCCACGGAAGAUGCCUGGGCGUUGCCUGCCUUGUCUGCCCAAUUGCCUUUGACGCUGAGAGGGUUCGCGCUGCCUUUGUCCGCUGCCUGGCGAGUCUGCUGUACACAUACCGCAAACAUCUGGGGCGGCCGAGCAGGGAGCAGAAGGCGAACGGCCAGUUGUAUGCGUUUGACAUGGCUGGAUUCAUCAGGAGCUUGCCCUACGAUCAACAGGAUUAUGCCGUUAUGAUGAGGGAUACACAAGCUUUCAACGAGUUCGUUCAUGAACGUGAACGCUCACCACCGAGCAACCCGCAAAUUCGGCUCUUUGAUGAAAUUCUCCUUGCCAAGAAGGCGCGCGGCCGGCCGACCAUGGGGACGUUGUCGAGGCUCUCGACGAUCCGCGUGUCGCACGGGGCCUCGCUGGGAGUGCACAGCGGGCCAGGUAGGCUGACCAAGGUCGCGGGCUACCUGGGCGACACGUCGGACCACAUCUGGCGGACGGCGUCUGUGCCAUUUCCCAACGCCAAGUUCCCCGGCGACUACCGGUCUGUCAUCACACGGGUGCCUACCAAGCUGGACCCGACACUCAUGAAGGAACCGAGGGCGAUUCAGGGCGUGCCGAGGGCUGAGCAAGGGGGUAGGAGAGGUCUUGUGCGGAAGCAGGUGCCUAGUACGCUCAAUGCCACGGCCGCCAGCCCAAUUUGACGGAUAUAGCCAGCUGUAAGAUAUGGUUUAACAUACUGGACAAACAGUAUGAAAGGAUGACGACAAGCAAGAACGGGAGGAGGAUGUAAUAUCUACUGCCCAUCUAUGUACAUUGGUAUUUUCUCUUUUUCGUUUUCCGGUUCUUUUUUUUUUUCUAUGAGGACCAAAUGGGGUAAUCAUGGUUUUCUUUUUGCACAAAACCAUGCAGAAAAAAAGAGCCCUUUGGAUUGCGUCCGGGGUUGGAUGUUUUAGCAGUACCUCACUUGGUAUACUAAAUAAGACUGAGGCGAAGGGGGAGGAGUAUCAAGAACCCCUUUCAUCGGGGUGGAAUAAAUGAAGAAGCGUCUGUCAUAUCUAGCGAGCAAAAAUCAUUCAGC
This is a messenger RNA of Pyricularia grisea, 4891 nucleotides long. RefSeq lists its product as uncharacterized. Gene Ontology annotation, cellular component: cytoplasmic vesicle. Lineage: Eukaryota; Fungi; Ascomycota; Sordariomycetes; Magnaporthales; Pyriculariaceae. Bases 1092 to 4514 code for a protein of 1140 amino acids. The record is from RefSeq and is a predicted model, not a curated record. Gene Ontology annotation, biological process: regulation of Rab protein signal transduction. The transcript is spliced from 3 exons.